Molecule: messenger RNA, 966 nt
Organism: Trichobilharzia szidati
Lineage: Eukaryota; Metazoa; Platyhelminthes; Trematoda; Strigeidida; Schistosomatidae
Source: the annotation of a GenBank genome assembly
AUGCGAAGUAUCCUCUUGUUUCUACUCAUCAGUGCUGACAUUUAUAAUGUUCAGAUAAACAGUAUUCCUUUGGACGAAAUUGGACUUCCACCGGUACCAAUUUUGCCUGGAGCAUCUCCAAACGGACAACCCCCAAAACCCGCACCACCCCCACCAAACGGACAACCUCCACAAUUUGGGCCACCGCCACCAAAUGGACAACCUCCACAAUUCGGGCCACCGCCACCAAAUGGACAACCUCCACAAUUUGGGCCACCGCCACCAAAUGGACAACCUCCACAAUUCGGACCACCGCCACCAAAUGGACAACCUCCACAAUUUGGGCCACCGCCACCAAAUGGACUACCUCCACAUUUUGGACCACCGCCACCAAAUGGACAACCCCCACAAUUUGGGCCACCGCCACCAAAUGGACUACCUCCACAUUUUGGUCCACCGCCACCAAAUGGACAACCUCCACAAUUUGGGCCACCGCCACCAAAUGGACAACCUCCACAAUUCGGGCCACCGCCACCAAAUGGACAACCUCCACAAUUUGGGCCACCGCCACCAAAUGGACAACCUCCAAAUUUUGGACCACCGCCACCAAAUGGACAACCUCCACAUUUUGGGCCACCUCCACCACUUGGUCAAUUCCCACAUUUUGGACCACCUCCACCAAUCGGACAACCUCCACAAUUUGGACCACCGCCAUUAUUUGGACCACCGCCACCAAAUGGACAACCUCCACAAUCUGGACCAGCUCCACCAAAUGGACAACCUCCACAAUUUGGACCACCGCCAUCAUUUGGCCAAUCCCCUCAGUCAGCACCACCUCCUCAUUCAUCAUCUCCAUAUGCAUCUGUACCGACUAGUCAACCACCUUCAGGUGGACGGUCUCCUCCAGCGGGAUCACCAAUAUCCGACAAUGAUGGAUCAAACUCUUCACCUCCUGGUGAAUCUGAAUACCCAACAACAGAGGAAUAA